GACAGAGUAAAAUUAGGGUUUAACCUUUUCAGUCUCAACUCCUUUUAUUCCUUUACUCUUCUUCUUCCUCUUUCUUCUUCUUUUCUUUAUCUACUUGACAUAGAUUUUUCCAGUACUUAAAGUCGUAUCCACAUGUGUUUCUGUGUCUCUUCUGCAACCAAAAAGAAAUAGUUAUAAUAAUUAAACUUUGUUCAAAUCAUAAAUAUACUCUUUCUUUUUUUUUUUUGGUGCAAAUGUUAAAUAAAUAAAUAAAUAUACUCUUUCAAUAAGCUGUUCAUAUAAAAACCUAUAUUAUAAUCUCGAUCUAGUUAUAUAUAUUGAGAUCACUCCCGUCUUUAUCAAAUUCUUCUUCUUCUCUUCCACUUUUAGUUCAGUCGAUCUGAUAUAACUCGGGUACCUUUGAUAUUUGUUUUUCACUUUUUGGGUCAUGUUUUAAAAAAAUAAAAAUCUGAGAUCAUUAAUUAAUCUCCAGCUCUACAUGUUAAGAUCAAUCUCAGCUGAUCAGAUGUCUUUCUCUUUCCAUUUUUAGUUUCAGUAGAUCUCGUGUAAAUCUGGUCAUCUGGAUAUAUAUUUACUAUUUUGUAACUGUUAUGAGUUGAAUAUUUAUUUAUAUGCGUGUGUUUUUAUUCUUCAAGCAAUGUAUUGAGUCGAAGCUCUAUUUUUGAUGAACUUGCAGAUCAAUCUCUCGUACUGAAUUAGAUCAAUCAUCUUAGCUUUCGACCACGGAAAUGAAGAACACAUGUAACCUCAUAGAUUCAAAGCUAGAAGAACAUCAUUAUCUCUGCGGAUCAAAGCAUUGUCCUGGAUGUGGCCGCAUGAUUCAAGCUGCUACAAAACCAAAUUGGUUUGGACUGCCGGCGGGAGUGAAAUUUGAUCCGACGGAUCAAGAACUUGUUGAGCAUUUAGAAGCAAAAGUGAAGGGAAAAGAAGAAAACAAUAAAUGGUUUCCGUCUCAUCCACUUAUAGAUGAGUUCAUCCCAACCAUUGAUGGAGAAGAUGGGAUCUGUUACACUCACCCACAGAAGCUUCCAGGGGUAACAAAAGAUGGUUUAAGCAAACACUUCUUCCACAAACCAUCAAGAGCUUACACAACCGGAACAAGAAAAAGACGCAAAAUAAUCCAAACGGAUCACGACUCCGAGUUAACCGGAUCACCAUCCGAAACGAGAUGGCACAAAACCGGCAAAACAAGACCGGUUAUGAUAAACGGACGACAAAGAGGGUGCAAGAAGAUACUAGUACUUUACACAAACUUCGGCAAGAAUCGACGACCAGAAAAAACAAACUGGGUGAUGCAUCAAUAUCAUCUAGGGAUUAACGAAGAAGAAAGAGAAGGAGAGCUUGUAGUCUCCAAGAUCUUUUAUCAGACACAACCUAGACAAUGUGUUGGUAAUAUUAAUUGGUCGGAACAUAAAGUUAGUUCCAAGGACUUGAUAGGAAUUGGUGCCGGAGACGAGAUAUGCGGCGUUGCUGCCGCCUUGCAGAGUCUUGGCUCCGGUGAUGUCGUUUCCAGGGUUAAUACGAAUCCCUUUACAAGAGCCUUCGGUGAGGGGACAGCCGAAGCUUCGAAGGGAAGAGAAAACCAGCGUGUGGCCGGCACGUGUGAGGAAGUACAUGAUGGGGUCAUAAGAUCAUCAUCAUCAACAUCAUAUCAUAUGAUCCAUGAUCAUAAUCAACAUCAUCAAAUCGGAGAAAUAAGAGAAUUUCACAUACCAUCUUCGUCAUCGUAUCAACAUGAAACGAUCUUCAAUAUCACAAGUAAUGCGCCAUUUCAGCAGCAGCAAUUAAGGGGUCGAUCAUGUGGUUCGGGAUUAGAAGACUUAAUCAUGGGUUGCACAUCUACUUGCACAGAAGAGGAAAAUUCAGAAGCAAUUCCACAGCAAAGUGCAGACUGGUUAACGUUUCCACCCUUCUGGAGCCAAACCGAGUCAGAUAGUCAGAAUCGGAGAUUUUAACCGAACCAAAAGGAAGCAGAGAAGUCUUGCAAACAAUGGCCAUAGCUGCUGGAAAUGCUGAGAGCUUAUAAUCUCUGCCAUUGAUUUAACUUACGGCAUCAGAGGUUUCUAGAGUUUGUAGCCUUUUAAAUUCCUCAACAACCUAUACCAAAUAUGACAAUCUUUCAGAAACAAACAGCCUAGACUUUGUAUUAAAGAAACACACAAGUAGAUCAUGUUUUUUUUUGUAAGCUU
Messenger RNA from Raphanus sativus (radish), 2189 nucleotides. Its product is annotated as NAC domain-containing protein 75. Gene Ontology annotation, biological process: regulation of DNA-templated transcription. Gene Ontology annotation, molecular function: transcription cis-regulatory region binding; DNA-binding transcription factor activity. The transcript has 7 exons. Bases 729 to 1955 code for a protein of 408 amino acids. NCBI's taxonomy places the organism in Eukaryota, Viridiplantae, Streptophyta, Magnoliopsida, Brassicales, Brassicaceae. The record is from RefSeq and is a predicted model, not a curated record. Gene Ontology annotation, cellular component: nucleus.